AUGUGUAGCUGGCUGGCCGUCGCCUGCCUUUGCGCGCUGGCGGUCUGCCGGCUGGAAUCACGCUCAACGGCCAGGAAUCCGCGGCAACGGUGGGACGGGAGCCCGGUAUGUAACAAGCCGUGUCCAGUGCUGUCGAGCGCCAUACCGGCCGCUGUUGGAAUCACCGACCUUCUGGGCCGCCUGGAUAGGCACAGAGCUGCUACCGCGCUCUACCGGCAGCUCGAACGCAUUCCCGUCUAUAUAGCGACUGACGCGCGAGGGAAUGCGCUGGUAUCGCAUUACCCAUUGGAUGAAGUUGAUGCGGCAGCCUACUCGGCAACGGAGCCGCCGCCGCCUGCGGCAGCGCGGCCGGCAAAGCACUUGCCGAGUGCUCAGCACGCCGUGCAGGAGUUCCUGCAGCAAUUCGCGGAGGUUAGCGAGGUCGUCCCUGUACAGAGCAGCACCCACGACCUGCGCAGCAUGAAUCGGCGGAUGCCGGCGGUGCUGCUGUAUUUCAUGGACCCGAACGCCUGCGCCGCGCAUGUCCUGGAGCUGAGGAGGCAGGGCAAGGAAGCGCACAUCACGCGGCUCACGCUGGCCGACUACGCGAAACAAGUCGACGACGAUGCGCGCAAGUUCGACCCGAUCUUGCUGCCGACGUCGGAGGCGCUGGUUAGCGCAACGCGACACGGAAGAGGAACGUUCAGGGGCACGCCCAUAUUCACCACCGACCCGCCCAUCGCGAUCACCAAAUCAGAGACGGCGCAGGGCGAUUUCAACCCCGCUACGGAGCGGCUAGCGGUCUUUUUCUCGCCCGAGAGCGCGGCGGAAAUAUACCGACGUGCAUGGUGGAAGGGCAGCGUGAAACUCAAGCUCGGCGGCGAGGCCGUGAUCUGCCGGAUACUGCCAGGAACCCGGAGAUGGUCUACACGCGUACUGGUGUCUAGCCUGGAGGAGCUGUGCGACCGCAUAAAAACGGACGAGCCGUACUGGACGUCACUGAUACACUUCGAGCCGCCGCCCAUCGCAGCGGACACGCAUGCUCAACGGCUGUUGCAAGAAAGAGCAAACCAACUCAAACCCACGUGGGACGUCUUACGCAGCCUGCGCGGUUUACUCAACCACUGA
Messenger RNA from Babesia bigemina, 1107 nucleotides. RefSeq lists its product as hypothetical. Bases 1 to 1107 code for a protein of 368 amino acids. Lineage: Eukaryota; Apicomplexa; Aconoidasida; Piroplasmida; Babesiidae. The transcript has a single exon. The record is from RefSeq and is a predicted model, not a curated record.